Molecule: messenger RNA, 1453 nt
Organism: Lactuca saligna
Lineage: Eukaryota; Viridiplantae; Streptophyta; Magnoliopsida; Asterales; Asteraceae
Source: the annotation of a GenBank genome assembly
CUCUCUUCUUUUAUAUAUUAUAUAUAUAGACAUAUUUAGUAAGACAGAGAGUAAACUAGAUUUCUAUCCUAAACAGCCAGAUCGAAGGAACAACAGUCGGCGCUAUCGCUCCGACGAUCGUUGUGUCACCGGAAACAUCUUUUAUAUCUUAUUAUUUCAGGGUUUUCAUAAUUUCACCCUCGACUAAUGUUCGCAUAAGCUCUAUCUAAUUAUCAUGGCAUCUAUUGUGGGAUCUGUCAUUAAAAGUGGACCUUAUGCUAACGUGGAGGCUAAGCUGAGGCGUUUCUUGGUUGAAUUAGAGAGUGCGGAUAAAAUACUUGGAAUCCAGGUUUGUGCAUACAAAGAUGGGAAAGUGAUAAUUGAUACUGCAGCUGGAGUCAUGGGAAAAGAUGACCCUCGUCCAGUUCAACCCGAUACCUUGUUUCCCGUUUUCUCUACAACUAAGGGUGUCACGACAGGAAUGAUACACUGGCUGGUCGAUAAAGGGAAACUGAAGCUUGACGAAUAUGUUGCGAACAUUUGGCCUGAGUUUGGUACAAAUGGAAAAGAUCAGAUAAAGGUUAAUCAUAUACUUAAUCAUACAUCUGGUUUGCACAAUGCUCUUGCUGGCAUUUCUGAAAAUGAUCCUGCGUUGUUUUGUGAUUGGGAUGAGUGUGUAAAACGUAUUGCAAUGGUGACACCAGAGACUGAACCUGGUUGUGAACAAUUAUAUCAUUACUUUUCGUAUGGAUGGCUAUGUGGUGGGAUCAUUGAGCGUGUAAGUGGGAAAAAAUUUCAGGAUGUUCUAGAGGAAGCUUUUGUACGCCCCCUUAAUGUGGAGGGAGAGCUUUAUAUAGGGAUUCCUCAUGGUGUGGAAUCUCGUCUGGCAACUCUUACAUUCGAUACAACCGAAUUCAGUACGUUUGCCGCUUUAGCGGGAAACACCGAGUUCAGGACUGCAUCCGCCACGCCUUCCUCACUCACUGCGGAAUUGGUUGAAGAUCUUAUUCACUUAUCCAACACCAUUGGUGUCCGCCGUGCCAUACUACCUGCCGCCAACGGCCACUUCUCAGCCCGUGCAUUGGCCCGCUACUAUGCCGCCCUCAUGGACGGCACCACCCCUCCCCACCACUCCUCUUCGUCUCUCCCACCACUCGGAAGCCACCCUCACCACCCCACAUCCCCAUCCAAUAACCAAAUCGAUGAAACCAACAACGCAAGUGAUGAAAUCAAUACUAAAAUCUUUAGCACACCAAAAUCAAAACUUCAUGAUGCAUUCUUGGGCUUAGGUGGUUCAACGGGAUACUGUGACAUAAACAACCAGUUUUCUAUUGCUGUGACUGUAAAUAAGGUGUCUUUCAUGGAUAUACCCACCUCGGAGAUUAUCCGGUUUGUUUGCUCCGAACUUGAUCUUCCUGUACCUGAAGAUCAUGCAGGAUCUUUGGAAGUGAUCGACAAACCGGUGAUCAAUUAA